AUGCACUCUUGUCCUCCAGAAAUUCAUGCGCAUAUCUUCUCUCUGGCCUGCACCGACGAUGGGCGGACUGGAUGCUCACUCUCUUCUGUGUCGAGAUACGUUCGCCUCGUCUCAGCACCGUAUCAAUGGCAAAACCUCGUCCUUUCCGGUCUCCCUCGGGUCAAACGCUUCGUCGCCUCGCUCAACGCUUUCGUCCUCCACUCUUCCUCUACCCGCACAUCAGCAUCGACAUCACUCAUCUCGCCAUCCGCCACACGUCCCAUAUCCCACCUUUUCCUCUCCAACCGCAUCUCCUCCUGCGCCCGGGAUCGCCGCACAUUCGAACGCAAUGCCGUAUCCCAUCUCCCCGAGCGCACCAGGAUCGACCAAGCCUUUGACUCCGAAGCCGCAGAAUUCGCUCACGCCGUCCACCAGAUCCUCGUAUAUGCCUCUCCUUCCCUCCGCAUGCUCACGCUCAUGUCUUACGACGUUCAUCUUUCGCCGAAGAACGGGUUGAAGUGGGAUAAGGUGUUUAGGGAGCAGAUGCCAAAGUUGGAAGAGGUGACGAUUCGAGGAGGGUUUCGGGAGGGAGAGAUGUCGAUGAGGGACUUUGGCGAUCUUGGCGGAGGUGGCCAUACGUCCGAGACCAUUUCGCGGUUGGAGAGCGGCAAUGGACACCUUAGUCCUGGAAGAGGGGACGCGGAAGAUCCUGAAUCGUCGGAACCAACGCUAGCAGUCGCUUCAUCUGCUAUAUUUCCAUCUCUGAAACGAUUGCACCUCAUAUCUCCCACGCCUUUCGAACCUUUCAUUCGUAAAAUCCAACCCCUCGCCCCCUCACUUUCCCACAUCCGACUCUCAGACCUCGAGGCUACCGACUACAACCUCGCGCGCACCAUUUUCUCCGAGCUCGUCGAGCGCGACGUCGUCCCUUCUGUGCUCCCUGGCCUUCACGAACUUGACCAAUGGUCCUCCAUACCCACCGCUUUACCCGUCGAAUGGCCUCCUAUUCUUCCUCGUCAUGGCGUCUUUGAACGUCUCAUACUACAUCCAUCUGCUCUACCACCGAAACCUGAGAAACAAUGCGGUUGUUGUUCGGGGUAUUAUCAACUUGACGAUAUGACGCGGUUGUUGAGGGAGAUGGCGAGAGAGUCAAAUGGGGACGCUUUCGUCUUUUUGCCGGCUGGCCAUCCAGGAAAGAAUGCAUCGCGUUUGGGUGGCUGUUCAGGGGAAGGCUACAGCUACGAGGAAGCGUUACGGAGCUGGGGUGAUCGCGCUUGUGGCGACGGGCAGGGUUGUUGGACGCAGAAGAAUGAUGUGGGUAUCGAUGUACCCAGCGAGGACGUGAGCGAGGAUCUGGGGUGGGAAGAGGUAUUGGUGCACAGAAGGGGGUGGACUGUGGAUAGGUCGGUGCUGAGGUACCUAUUGGAUAGGCCUUCUCAGUUGCCUGCUUGA
This is a messenger RNA of Stereum hirsutum FP-91666 SS1, 1431 nucleotides long. RefSeq lists its product as uncharacterized. Lineage: Eukaryota; Fungi; Basidiomycota; Agaricomycetes; Russulales; Stereaceae. The record is from RefSeq and is a predicted model, not a curated record. Bases 1 to 1431 code for a protein of 476 amino acids. The transcript has a single exon.